ACUAACAUUAAGUGCCAUAAUAUUGAAUGCAAAACAAUAACCCCGUUAUCAUAAUCCCUUAAAUGCACCUCCUACCUAUUUUAACAGUCACGAAAACAUGGCGCAAUCUCUUAAUCUCUCUCUCCAUAUAAUAACCCUUUGUUCAGAAUCAAGCUAAAUUAACCUAAAAGGGAAAAAAAUUAAACUUGAUAUUUCAUUCUUAUACACUUCCCCGUCCAUGUGUACGUAGUCCACAUGCUAUAAAAUCCCCCACUUCAACCUUCUUUGGACACACACUGUUAACACAUCCUUGUGAUCCUCUUGGUCUUUCUGUGAAUUGAGUUGACCAAUACCAUGGAGCUUCCUCCAACCUCCACCCUGAGCGUGGAGACCAUUCAGCCCAAGCCCAGCCCACUUCGUAAAAUGUUCGCCGUGGCAUCCAUAGCUGCGGGCAUACAGUUUGGGUGGGCUUUACAGCUCUCCCUAUUGACCCCUUACGUGCAACUGUUAGGAGUUCCACACGUGUGGGCCUCCUUCAUCUGGCUGUGUGGGCCCAUCUCCGGCCUGGUAGUGCAGCCCAUUGUGGGUUACUAUAGCGAUCGUACCACCUCUCGCUUCGGCCGCCGCCGUCCCUUCAUCUUAGCAGGCUCCGUCGCGGUUGCCAUCGCCGUGUUUCUCAUCGGCUACGCAGCGGAUAUAGGACACGCCAUGGGCGACGAUUUGAAGAAAAAAACACGCCCCAGAGCGGUCGCGUUUUUCGUCAUAGGUUUCUGGAUUCUUGACGUGGCUAAUAACAUGUUGCAAGGACCCUGUCGUGCCUUUUUAGCUGAUCUGGCUGCCGGCGACCAUAAAAAGACGAGAGUGGCCAACGGGUUCUUCUCGUUUUUCAUGGCCAUCGGCAACGUGCUGGGGUACGCGGCAGGGUCGUGGAACGGUCUGCACAGGAUCUUCCCGUUCACGGAAACGAAAGCGUGUGACGUGUUCUGCGCUAAUCUGAAAAGCUGUUUCUUCUUCUCCAUCUUGUUGCUGCUCGUGUUGGCGACAGUGGCGCUUAUUUACGUGACGGACGAGGCGGUGGCGGCACGUGAGGUGGAGGAGGGGGAGGUGCAACCCUCGUGCUUCUCUCAGCUAUUCGGUGCGUUGAAGGAGUUGAAGAAACCCAUGUGGAUGCUCAUGUUGGUCACAGCGGUCAACUGGAUAGGGUGGUUUCCCUACUUUUUGUACGGCACCGAUUGGAUGGGACGCGAGGUCUACGGUGGGAACGCAGGGGAGGAUGCGUACGCUGCGGGCGUGAGAGCGGGGUCGCUGGGGCUCAUGAUAAACGCCAUCGUUUUGGGGUUCAUGUCGCUGGCGGUGGAGCCUUUGGGCCGCAUUGUGGGAGGCGUGAAGACGCUCUGGGGGAUUGUAAACUUUAUACUCGCGAUUGGGUUCGUAAUGACCUUGGUUAUCACCAAGGCGGCGGAGCACCAGCGGCGGUGGGACCCCGCCGCCGUCGGACACCCCUCCGCCGCCGUCAAAGUUGGCUCCUUGGUCUUCUUCGGGGUUCUCGGAAUCCCUCUCGCGAUUAAUUUCAGUGUUCCUUUUGCUCUAGCAUCCAUAUACUGCAGCUCUUCUGGGGCAGGCCAAGGUUUAUCUUUGGGAGUCCUCAAUCUUGCAAUUGUUUUACCACAGAUGGUGGUGUCUGCAUUAAGUGGUCCAUGGGAUAACUUGUUUGGUGGUGGCAACUUGCCGGCUUUCAUGGUGGGUGCGGUGGCGGCGGCGCUGAGCGCCGUCAUGGCGAUUAUCCUCCUGCCAACUCCAGAGCCAGCUGAAGAGGCCAAGGCUGCAAACAUGGCCUCAGGGGGUUUUCACUAGUUAAUUAAUUUCAUUUUCGUCCCCAAAAGAAAAAUAAAAAAACAAAUAAGAAAAGAAAUGAAUAAAAGGUCUUUUUUUUUUUUAUUUAUUUAUUUGAAGCUAGUGUGUAAUUAUCUAUGUGCUAGACCCACCAAGUGCUACAUUUGUCAUUCUUGUAGCACCCACUAAACAUAGUAAUUGUAGAGGUUUGGUGUGAUUGUACAGAAUUCAAUGGAUGCAGGACCCAUCCUCGGGUAUAAAUUUAGUAUCUAUGUGUUCA
Molecule: messenger RNA, 2092 nt
Organism: Cajanus cajan (pigeon pea)
Lineage: Eukaryota; Viridiplantae; Streptophyta; Magnoliopsida; Fabales; Fabaceae
Source: RefSeq, a predicted model, not a curated record